CGGCCUAAUCUUGGAUCCGUUAUAUUCACACAGUGCACGUACGGCCGGGAACUCAAUUUGCUCAUGGGGAAUUGCCAGACGACUGACGUGGCUGCCGUUGUGAUCCAGCAUCCGGACGGGACAAAGCAGAAAGCAAGCUGCCCGCUCUCAGCCAGCCGCAUCAUGGCCGCGAACCCUGGCCACUACGUCGCCGUCGUCAUCACCGUCGUCGCACAGCGCCGCUCGUGCUCCGCACCCUCAGCAGCUGUCACCGCCGACGAGCUUUGCGGGAAGGCCGUUCGCUAUCUCAAGUUGCUCGCCCCGGACGAGCCACUUCAAGUCGACCAUUUCUACCGCCUCGUCAGCUUCGAAGAUGUGCUGCGUGAGUUCGGGACGAAGAGACAAGUAAGGCUGAGUAAGCUGGUGGCGACGAAGAAUGAGAUCAUCAAGAGGCCGUGCGACGGCGAAUCCAAUGUUGCUGCCUCGUCGUCGUCGGUGGUGGACGGAGAGGAAGGAACGCAGGGAUUAGGAUUUCAAUGCUCGGGGGGUGAAAUUUGCUUUAGAAGCACAAAGCAAGGUCAAUGGAAGCCGAACUUACAGACCAUUUCUGAGACUGCAAAGUUUUAAUUAAUUUAGUUGUCAAUUCCUAAGUAGACACAAUAACUUCAAUCUCGUGAUCAAUGUUUUAUAUAUGCUCCUCUUGU
Messenger RNA from Zingiber officinale, 683 nucleotides. RefSeq lists its product as uncharacterized. The record is from RefSeq and is a predicted model, not a curated record. NCBI's taxonomy places the organism in Eukaryota, Viridiplantae, Streptophyta, Magnoliopsida, Zingiberales, Zingiberaceae. Bases 64 to 606 code for a protein of 180 amino acids. The transcript has 3 exons.